AUGGAUAUUCUUCAAUUAACAGAAUUAACAGAUGAUAUGAUGAAUUUAUCUCAUGAAGACUUUUAUGACUUCAUAGAAACUGCUCUGAAUAAAGAUUUAUGCGAUCUUUUUCGAUUACAAUCUGUUCGAGAUAUGUCUUCUUUAUCAUCCAUAACAGUAGAUGAAUUAACAGCAGUACUUAGUUAUGAUAUUGUGGAAUUAAGUUCUAUUAAAAGAAUACUUGGCUUUGUAUCAACUGAUGGGAAAUUUCAUCUUCGAAUUGGAUUUAGAGUUACACUUGAACGUUUAAUUUCAUUAGCAAAAUCUAAAACAAAUUCUUACGUAAAAAACUAUGAACUAAAACGUGACCAAUUGGAACAUGAUCUGCUAGGUAAACUAACAGAAGUUUGGAAACAAGGACCUAUGUCUUCCGGUACAAGUGAUAUUCCUAUACUUAUUCCUUGGAUGAAAAAUACUUUUGAAAAUUUUAAAAAACAAAAGAAUAAAUUUACUUAUGAUAAUCUGAUUCAACAAUUUGCCCUGUUAUUAUUUAUUCUUGGUGGUAGAAAUUGUUAUGAAUUUCUUCGAUUAAAUUUACCUGCUGCUUUACCUCAUGUAUCUAAUGUUGAAUUAUUGAUGAGAAACAAUGAACAAAAAAUACUUGAAUGUGAAUUUCGUUUUCAGUUGAUAAAAGAAUAUUGCAAAUCUAAUAAUUGUAAUUAUGUAUUUUCGUCCGAAGAUGCCACUCGUUGUAUCUCUCGUAUUGAUUAUGAUGCACAAUCAGAUAGUUUUAUUGGUUUUUCUUCAUGUUUAGUCAAUGGAUUACCACAACCAAAUUUUUUCCAGACGAAUAAAUUCGAUGAAUUGAAGUUGUGGUUCGAUACAUUUGAUAAAUCGGCAUAUAUUAAUCUUCAUAUGAUACAGUCUGUCGCGCCAUCAUCACCUCCAUUCAUUUUAUCGACUUAUGGAUCAAAUAAUAAGGCUACUGCAACUGAUGUUUUAAAAAGAUGGUUAUAUAUCUACAAUCAAUGUUUAUGUCAAGGAGUUCGGGUGAUAGGUUUCAGUAGUGAUUGUGACGCUCGUUAUCUUAGAGCAAUGAGAUUAUGUACUCGAUUUUUUGCACAACUACCUAAUUUAAAUCUUGUUAAACAGAAAGAUAAUUUUCAUUUACAGAUACCUGAGCGAUGGUCUUGGUUUUUUAUGAGUGGACAACAAAUUUUACUUUUCAUGCAAGAUCCUAUUCAUGUUGCGACAAAAUUUCGGAAUAAGCUACUUUCUGAAAUAGCAUCUAUGAAAAUGGGCGACUAUCAUGUUAGUAUUGAACAUUUGAUUAAUUUGAUAGAAUCAAAAAACAAAAUCGAACAUAAUUUAAUUAAAAGUGAUAUCUGUCCGAAAGACAGGCAAAACUAUGCUUCGUGUCGACGAAUAUCGUCGGAAUUAAUUCUACAAUUAUUAAAUAAGAUGGAAGAUUGUAAAGGAACAUACAUUUAUUUGUCAUUAUUACGGUCAAUUAUAACAGGAUUAAUAGAAAAAUCAACAACAAUCCAAGAGCGUUUGUAUCAUGUAUGGAGUGUGGUAUUCACGUGUAGGUUUUGGUGGACAUGGUUACAGUAUUCGAAGCUAAAACUUAAUUAUGAUGAUAAUGAUCAUGAAAAAAUAGAUAAUAUUAAAGCUAAUAGUUUUAUUACCAAGCCAACGUUCUGGUGUAUAGAAAUUAAUGCACACACCUUACUAUACAUUGUUUUAUUAGUUAUUAAAAGAAAACUACCUAUUGAUGCCCUUAAUUCAUAUCUUUUUAGUUCACAAACAUGUGAAAAUACUUUUCGUAUAGCUCGUGCCUUAUCAGGUCCGUAUUCUUCAAUUACAAAUUUCACUGUUAAGUCGUUUACAAAGAAAUGCGAAAAAAUAUCGAUUAUCAAUUCUAUUAAAUCUUGUGGUGGACGGAUAGGUGAAUACCAUUUUAAAUUUCCACAACAUCAUAAACUUGAAAAGGAAGCACACAACUAUUCAAUAAAUCCUAUCCAAAAGUUAAAUUUAACGGAAUCUGAUAUCGAAAAAAUUAUAGAAAGUGCAUUUGAAUCAGCUAAACAAAAUAUUGAAAUCGUUAAUAUGACACAACUAUUGAAAAAUGAACAUAAAUAUUCCAUCUCCGAACUAAGUCAAUAUAUAAAAACAAAUAUAAGUAAAUCGUCGUCAAAAGUAAUAGAUUAUACGAAAGGUUUUGAUUUUGAUGAUGAGAGUGACGAAGAUAAUCUACAAGAUGAUGAAAAUGAUUCAUCGAUGUCUGAUGAUAUAGAUCAAAUAUCAGCGAAUAGUACUGAUGAAGAAGAAGAAAAUGUUAUUUCUAGUGAUCUCUCUGAAGUUGAACGACAAACUUUUCAUGGCUGCAGAAUCUACGAUAAAAUUAAUCCUCAACAAAGUAAAAAAUAUUUUCGUAUUUAUAUCGGUUCGUCAUUGAAAUAUAUACAUAAACAGACGGCCUGUUGGAUGUUAACAGACAACCGAAGCCACUUAUCAAGUGACCGGCUAGUACGAGUUCGCACAUCCGAAAUGUGA
This is a messenger RNA of Rotaria socialis, 2535 nucleotides long. The record is from the annotation of a GenBank genome assembly. Lineage: Eukaryota; Metazoa; Rotifera; Eurotatoria; Philodinida; Philodinidae.